UCAGCCAGCCAACCAACCCCUUCAGUAUUCUCUUUCCACAUUCUCAAAGUCGUUAUACAGUAUACGUGUGUGUGUGUAUAUAUAUAUAUAUAGCCGAAGCUAAAUGCAGAGAGAAGCAUACAUAUAAAGAGCGCUUAUGAGAGCUAUAACUCAUAGCUUUCUGUUGAAUCUAUACCCACCAACCAAAACCAACACCAAUAAGAGCAUAAACACAGUCCUUUCUUUUGUCAGAAAAACCAUGUCUGGAUCAGGUCAAACCUCUGGUUUUCACAGGCCCAGAUUAGUUGUCAAGAAGGUCUUGGCCAAGCCUCAAAGUGAAGGCGAUGGUGCUGUUGUUAGGAGAAGCAUUGGAAGGUCAGAAUUGAAGUAUUUGGAUCCUUUUCUCAUGUUGGAUGAGUUUGCUGUGUCACCUCCUGCUGGAUUUCCUGAUCACCCACACAGAGGUUUUGAGACUGUAACAUAUAUGUUGCAGGGAUCUUUCACCCAUCAAGAUUUUGCAGGGCACAAGGGUACAAUCGGAACCGGUGAUGUGCAGUGGAUGACAGCAGGAAGAGGGAUAAUUCAUUCUGAAAUGCCUGCAGGAGAAGGAACCCAAAAGGGUUUGCAACUAUGGAUCAAUCUUUCCUCCAAAGACAAAAUGAUUGAACCGAGGUAUCAAGAAUUGUUGAGUGAGGACAUUGGAAGAGCAGAAACAGAUGGGGCUGAAGUAAGGGUUAUAGCAGGAGAAUCUAUGGGGGUCCAGUCUCCGGUUUAUACACGAACUCCUACAAUGUUCCUUGAUUUCACUCUGAAACCGAAAUCUCAGUUGCAUCAAAGUAUACCGGAAUCUUGGAAUUCCUUUGUGUAUAUAAUUGAAGGGGAAGGAGCCUUUGGUUCCUUGAACUCGUCACCGGUAACUGCUCACCAUGUGUUGGUGUUGAGUCCAGGAGAUGGUCUGAGUGUGUGGAACAAGUCUUCCAAGCCUUUGAGAUUUGUGUUGAUAGGAGGACAACCUAUCAAUGAGCCAGUGGUUCAGUAUGGGCCUUUUGUGAUGAACACACAAGAUGAGAUUGAUCAGACUAUUGAAGACUAUCAUUACUCCAAGAAUGGGUUUGAGAUGGCAAAGUAUUGGAGAUCACAAUCAGUGGGCUAAAGAAAGCUUCAAAACAAUGAAAGCAUGUUUCAACCCCCAAGAAAAAUUUAAGCAGAAAUAUAAAGAGCACCACCAUCUUUAUCUAUCACUAUCUGUCUCUCUCUGUCUACAUUCAAGCAUAGCAAUCAAGUAGGAGCUGAAAAGAAAAUUUUCUUUCUCAUAGGAGCAAGUGUUUCUAGAAGCCUCAAAAUGCAGCUGCAGCUAGUGUGUGUGUGUGUGUUUUUUCUCCUUUUGGUGACAGUUCAUAAUUUAGAAGUUGAAUUUUCUUUUUUUCUUUUCUUUUUUUUUUUUUUCUUUUCUUUUUUUUUAUUUGAGAUUGUCUUGAUAGUUGAUACUAUAUCUUGUUUUGGGUGUUGGAUUGGAGGUGGAAAAUUGUGGUGGGGUUGGGUUUUUGGUUGUGAGUAGGGUUCACAAUCAUGUCUAAACCCAGAGGUGACCAACCAACUAAAAUGUAAUUGCUGGAACCACUUGGUACUAGAAAUGAGUUGAAUAAUGUGGCAGAUAUUGAUUUGGCAA
This is a messenger RNA of Cornus florida, 1648 nucleotides long. Its product is annotated as pirin-like protein. The record is from RefSeq and is a predicted model, not a curated record. Lineage: Eukaryota; Viridiplantae; Streptophyta; Magnoliopsida; Cornales; Cornaceae. The transcript is spliced from 7 exons. The coding region runs from base 137 to 1132 and encodes 331 amino acids.